AUGGGGAGCGUAUACGACCGCCGCUGCCGCCAGCAGCAGCAGCUCAUCCACCACAAAACCAUCUUCCUCCCACUCUUCUGCCGCUUGUCCCUCAAAGACAUACGCCGCCGCGAUCCAUCCCCCUCCUCCCCCAGAGUCGGCUGCAUGGGCCAACUCAAGAGAAGCAGCCGCCGCGAUCCAUCUCCCGCCACCCCCCACAACCGCACCUACUCCAAGCUCAGGAAACUCUUCUCCAGCAAAACCCUCCUUCCCUCCACCACCGGGAUUAAUUGCGGGAGUAGGAAGGUGAGUUCGAAGGAUGAUAGGGCGAAGGUGGUGGAUGUGGGGGAGCUUGAUCCGCCGCUGCCGGUGGUGAAGAAGGCGGAGGGGAAUGCGAAUCUGUGGAAGAGGAGAUUUAAUGGGGCGCCGAUUCAGACGUUGCAGAUCCGAAACAUGACUCAUAUUGCUGCUUCUCCGCCGCCGACUGUGUGA
Salvia splendens (bonfire salvia) is the source of this 471-nucleotide messenger RNA. RefSeq lists its product as uncharacterized. The transcript has a single exon. The coding region runs from base 1 to 471 and encodes 156 amino acids. NCBI's taxonomy places the organism in Eukaryota, Viridiplantae, Streptophyta, Magnoliopsida, Lamiales, Lamiaceae. The record is from RefSeq and is a predicted model, not a curated record.